UGGUUGUGUUAUUACUUUUUUUGUCAUCCCUCGAAUUAAUAAUUACUUAUGUAUCGUUAAACUUAUCCUCUUACAUUCAAUAAAAACGAAAUCUCUGAGUCUCAGUAAUUCAUAAGUAGCGCUGAUCAUCGAAAAAGUUAUAAGUCAAGUUGAAUGUAUUUGUUUAAUUGUAGUUUGGACCCUUUUCAAUUUGGAACCUGUCAUGUCUGAUCUUUCCUUUAUUUCCUCAUAUUUAUUUUCUUUUCACUGCCGGAACCUGAGGUGAAGUUCCAUUUCAAUGUCAUAAUUUAGAGUCUUUUCUGGCUUUCCAGAAUGUUUAUUUUAUUACCUCCAACCGUCUUAUAUUUAUAAUCUUGUUUGGGUCGAGUCUCUUAGCUGUUCAACAUGAAUCUUCAAACGCUCUUCCAGGACUUCAAUCCGAGUAAAUUCAUAAUUCACUCGUCUUUGAUGGUCUUUACUGCAUUAUUUGCAUUGAGGCUGGAUGGCACUAUACAAUGGAGUUACUGGACUGUUUUCUCCCCAAUUUGGUUUUGGAAAUCAAUGGUAAUCUUAGGUGCCACCGUUGGAAGUUAUGUUUGGUGGAGGUAUCCACAUUUCAGGUUGGAAGGCGAAGCUUAUGUCCACUACAAAGCAAUGCUCAUCAGUUUAGCCUUGCAUCUCAUUUUGUUAAUGUUUGAGCUUCUUGUCUGUGAUAAGCUGCAGUCCGGUAGACAUCUCUGGAUUCUGGUGUUUAUACCUCUGAUCUUCAUAUCCAUUGUAUCUAUUGCUGUAUGCAUUUGGGCUGUCAAACACGACCGCUCAUUUGAGCUGGAACUGUUCUGUGCUGUCAAUAUGCUUCAGUUCAUCUUCUUAGCAUUGAGGCUGGAUGGAUUCACCCAGUGGAGCUGGGAGGUGGUCUUCGUGCCAUUGUGGAUUGUCAUGUGCCUGUCCCUUGUGGGUGUUCUGUAUACGAUCAUAUUUGCAGGGAUCCUUUUAAGAACACCAGAGGUCAAUGCUACUCAGCGACGCACCUCGCUGAACACAGCCCUAGCUUAUACAUUUUUAGUCGUUCCAAUUUUAAUUUUUCAGGUUUUAUUAACGAAUAAGUUAGAUGAAGAUAUAUCAAUGAGUUUCUUCGGUGUUGUUUCACCAUUGUUCAUCUCUUUCACAACCCUCAUAUUGAUGUCAUUCAGCGCUAAAGGUGGCAACAAAUGGUGGUUUGGACUCAGGAAAGAUUUUUCGCAGUUCCUUCUGAGCAUCUGUCCAUUCCUACAAGAGUACGCAAAUAUUGCGUACAGUGUCGGUGGAAACGACCCUCAUGGAGGAAGGAGUGGUGGUGGUGAUGAAAACAAUAUAAGAGGCAGCCAAGUAGUGCCAAUUGUGAAAUCAGACAAAGGUCCCAAAAAGUGUGAUUUUUCCAAACCAGUUGUGCCUGUUAUCUCAAUUGAAACCCCGGACUAGGUGAAAUUUUUGUGGAAGCCUCUCCCUUUUCAGGGGAGUGUUAAAGAUCUUUAGAAAGUGGAAGGCUUUGUAAAAUUGUAAGCAGUGCUAAGUUCAUGAUAUGUGGUUGAUGGCAUCUCACUAAUGAAUCACUCAUUAGUAUUCAAAAACCCUUGAUGAAAGAUCUCCAAUCCCAAAUAGGUCAGGAAGUAUUAUGGGAAAAUUUGUAUCAAUUGAAAAUGAAUUAUUUAAGUAGGAUCAGAGAUAUUCUUUACUACCUCAAUUGAAUAGUGCAGAGCUAACCUACUGAUGAGAUUCAAUCAAGGUUAUCUCUCAUGGGGGACUUUAAAGCUGAGUUCAUUUAUUUGAAUACAUCAAGCUAUAAUAAAGGCACUGUCUAUAGAAAAUCUUGACACAAAGCAGCGUCAUAUUAGAAGCCUCUAAUCCCGUUUCUAUUUUCAUUUAUUUCUUCUUUUUCACUACUAUUCAAUCUGUUUUUUGAAGUGGAUCUCACAUGAAAGAAGGAGAAAAAUGACCGUAUCAUAUCGGACGAAAAUUUAAAAAUUGAAUAAAUUUGUAAUUAAAUACUUGAAAAUUGAAAUGAAGAACAAAAUAAAGCAAUAAGAUAUUAGUCCCUCCCAAAUGACAAGCAGAAAUCGCAAGCGAGAGACAGGUGAAUUUGUAUGAUUGUCUGAUUAUUUUAGUAUAAAAAGAAAUAACUGAUGCCCUCAUUUUCAAAGUCAAAAUUUUAUUAACAUCAUAGAGUUACACAAUUUUCAAUGGUGGAGCUCACUCAAUCAUUCUCUGUUAAUUAUAAAACACUGUGUGCUAAUGUUAGUUAGGCCACACUGAAACCAGUCAAAGCAGAAUUCCUCUCAAAAUUUUAAAGUUUCAUAGAGACUCAUUCUUCAACAGUAGCUUCCAUGACAAAAAAUUCUCUCCGUAUUGCAAAAAAAUGCGUAUCUUGCAAUAUUUAAAAAUCUCUGAGUAUGUUUUACUUUCCUUUAGGAAAACUAAUCAGAAUGCCAUGUUUUGCAUUUUGUACAAUUUGUUUUAAUGAAAAAAGGAAUUAAAAAAAAAAUUGAAACUGGUGGUUAGUCUCUCUGUAAACGACUGAAACUCAAGCAAAGGUUUACAAUUUCGUAAUCUAAGAUACGCAUUUUUCGACUUCAACCAUCAACUAAAUUUUGCAGUCAGAAGCAAUUUUUAAAAUGUUCAGUGCUGAGACAAAACAUAGUAUAGUAAAUUAUACACCCAUCAAUUGAAUAAAUUGCAUACAACAGAAACACUUCAGUCUUAUAUUAAACUAAUGACUUGUGAAAUUAGUUCUUUUUAUAGGUUGAAAAUUGACUUUUUGGCUUCAUGCAUCGAAGUGCAGUUCAUUGUCCUAAAUUAAAGUUGCUGUGGUAAUCACUCAUUUGGCAGUUGAUAGGAGUUUAACAGAAAUACACAGGGUUGCCAGCAAUCUGGAAAACUGGGGAGGUCGGGGAAUGUACGGUGACCGGUAAAAGUUAGAGAGAGUCAGGGAGUUCACAGGAAGUCCGGGGGUUUUGUGAGGUGCGUUCAGCAGAAGUGAGAGUAAUUUCAAGGGGGAAAAAAUCAAAGUGGAAGUUGUGUUAGAAUGUCAGGGAAUCUGAAAAUUUUGGAGUCAGGGAACGGCAAAAAUAGCCAGGGAAUUUAGCAUUGAAAAAUUAUGGCAACCCUGAGAAAUGCAUAAAGUCGAAUUCUGGGAAAAUUGAGGCAAGAGAAGUCAUGCAUUCAACUAGGUAGUGGUUAAUUUUUUCCUGUAAAUUUUUAAACUUGAGAAACAUUAUUUUGAACAUGUAAAUAGUCGUUAAACUUUGUCCUCAACAUUGAGUCUUAUGCAGGAAUAAAUCUUCGAACCUCAUUUUCUUGGUUCAAACUCGAUGCAACUUGAUGUGUUUCUGUUGAAUUCAAUUCAGUUAAAUCCCAUUCUAAAUAAUACUCAUCAUCUAUUUUGUAACAAACUCCUGGUUUCAUUAUUUGUAGUUCAGAUUCCUGGUUAUUAUUUUUACAUAUUAUGGUAAGCGUAAGUUUUAAAUCUAAGUAUGAAUUAUCAAAAUUUUCCCCGGAAGAAUUUGAAAAUCAACAACUUUUUAGAAUGAAGUAUAUGGUCACAGUUCCGAUAAUUUUUUAUGAUUGUCUGAUGACCUGAGAUGAAAAAAAAAAAACUUUUACUGAUUCCUUCAUUUUCGAAGUCAAAAUAUUUUAGUGGAACACCGCAUGAAUACCAUGAGAGAAAUCAAUUACAGAAAUAUUGUUGUGUUAUUUUUUGAUAUUCUUCCUUUUCUGUAUCAAUGGUUUCAAAAUUUUUUGUAAGUGAGGAGGUAAAAUUAAAUAUCAUUCUGGUAUCCUUUUUGAUAUUUUUAUAAAUUUUGUAACUCCUUGUGUUGAUUUGUUGGUGCACUCAAUGAAGACUGAAGCUCACCCCGAGGGACUCUAAGACAAUCAUGCAGCUUGAUAAUAGCAAACAGACUUUGGCCUUUUCUUCUUUUUGUUCUUCGAUGGAUCAACUUAGUGAAGAUUCCAACAGAUCCACCUUCCCAUAUGAUUUGCUUUUUCUUACUUUUAAAGUUGUUGCAGCUAAAAUUAUUUUGCUUGUUGAGUUAGUCUCUGUGAUCUUUUGAAUUUUACAUUUUUUAAUUUGGAUAAUCAAGACCUCUGUGAAUGCAAUUUCAUUGGAAAAUACAUCGUGGAUGUGUUUUGAGCACUCCUUUAAAGGAAACCCUGAUGUUUUUUUUUUUUUUUUUUUUUUUUUUUUUUUUUUUUUUUUUUUUUUUUUGUAAAGUGUGGAAUUAUUGAGUUAUAUUUAUCAAAUUCAAAAAAAGCAUGUAAUAUCAAAAUUCUACAAAGUUGUUGGUUGCUUUCAAAUCAGACUUUCAAUUAUCUUUGCUGAUUUGGUGUAAAUUCUGGUGAAUAAACUGCUUUUUUUCACCAUGAAUCCUCAUGUUUUUAUUAUUAAAAUCCAGUUUGUACAUCUAUGGAAGUCCUUUAUUUUUUCCAAGCUUUUAAAUUUUGUAUAUAUACCUUACAGAAUCUUUCAUUUUUGACAGGAAACCCUUGUAAGUCCUUAAUUUUUUUUAAACUGUGUGAUUUUUUACUAUCGAUUACAUUGGUAUGCUUUUGUUGAAAACCAUACUUUUUCAGGCUUGUUUGAUUUCCUAUUUAAUUUCUGGGUAGCUUUAAAUGUGAGUAUUAAUUUAAGUGAAUUUUGUGAAAGGAAAAGAUUACUUAUGCAACAAAGUCAUUGACGUUUUUAGUUGAUUCAAUUUGGUGGCACAAGCACCAGACUUAUUGCAUGAAGUUAUACUGAUGGUCAGAGUGCAAAACCAUGUGUUUCUAUUUGUGGCGUUGUAGACUCCAUGUCCUACAUAUAUUCCUUUUCUUUGGAAAAAAUGUCAAUAUAAUUACUUAAAAACUUCCUUGUCCUUUCUUUUCUGUCACAUGAAUAUUCUUCAUAAUUUCCAAGCUUUAAAGUUGACUUGUUUCACUUGCAAAAAAUGAAGUAGGAGCAAAAAUUUUGAAACAUUGCAGUGGAGAUGCAUGGUUUUGCACUUUGCCCAUUCAUAUGUAUUUAUCACCCAGUGCAAUCCUUGUAGUGUAAAUCUCCCAAGUAUGACGUAACAUGUUCCUAGAUGUACCAGAUUGUAGCAAUCCAUGCACGGAAGAUUUCCAAGUUUUUUACUAACAUUUAUUUAUUCUUCUUUUUUACCUUUUAUCCAGUUGUAUUUAUAUUGACUGAGAUUUGUGUCUAAACUCAAUAAAAAUUAUGAUUUUUCUAA
Messenger RNA from Bemisia tabaci, 5222 nucleotides. RefSeq names its product transmembrane protein 185B. Lineage: Eukaryota; Metazoa; Arthropoda; Insecta; Hemiptera; Aleyrodidae. The record is from RefSeq and is a predicted model, not a curated record.